AUGGAGGAGCUCGCGGAGACCCGACCCUGGCGACAGUACCGACGAGGAGAGGAGGUGCUGCUUCCAGCGGCUGCCGUGACCUUGGGCGAGGUGGCGCUGGUGCCGACAGGCGAUGGCGGGAGCCUGCGCCUGCGGCGGCUGAGGCGCCAGGACGUGAUGAGGUGGGUCGGAGCGGAGGCUGCCGGAGACGCGCGGAUCCUGCACGUGAGCCUGAGCGAUGCUGGGCGGCAGAGGACUCAGUGGCGCGACGUGGUGAGCAAGUCGAGCGUCACGGAUUUCGCCGGUUGGCCCGUGGUCGGCCCCAGGACCACCGAGUGGUGCAUGAUGUUCUUGAACAGACGAGGAGGAGGACCAAUGGACCACCACAGGUACUUCACGAUGCUGCACGGCCUCGAGACUGGCGACUGGGGCGUGGAUACGCACCGCAUGCGCCUCAAGGCGGUGGAGGAGGCGAGGACUUACGACCACCUGGAGCUGUGCAACUUGGCGAGCUUCGAAGUCCUCUUCCGCCAAGCCCAAUUGGCGGAGUGCGUGCACGAGCAGGAGAGGGUCGCCAGGCAGACGCACCGCGACGCGGGCAGCGUCAUGCUGGCUCCGGAGCUGAUGGACUUCGCGUCACGAGAAGUCGAGAGGGACGCCAACAUCAUGAAGCAGAUGUCGAGCCAUGCAGUCCGCCGGCGGAGACUUCGGGCGCGUCAUCGAGAGGGUGGAGUGUCCGGGGCGAUCGCCACCCUCAACGAGCUGCACGGGGCCAGCGAGGACCUCGACAGCACCAGUUUGCGGCCGAGUUCGGCGCAGCUUUCUUGCUUGGCGCGCAUCGAGCAAGCCCGCCGUGAGCUCGGUUCGCCUCCAGCUGACUUGCAUGGACAGGGAGCCCUGGAGGAGCUCCUGUCGAAGCAGAGCUACGGCGGUGUCGCCGGAGCUGCUACCCCCCUCGAGGUGGAGCGGGUUGCCUUGCCCAGUCUCCAGCGUCGACCCGCGCGCAUCCAGGAUGUCGGGGGCUCGGCGGGCGCGGAGGCUCUCGAGGUUUUCAAGAGUUUGGUUCGGGCGCCCGAAGAUGGGGCGGCUGAGGAAGAGCGCCAGCAGUUGCGCCGUGCCUACAACGACCCGAUCGUUCGCCAGAAGCCGAAGGAGUACGCUAAGCUCCUUAGGAAGCUGCACGAGCGGGGCAUCAUCGAGCACAGGCGCAGCUGCAAGAAGAGCGUCGGGGCGCUGUACGUCUGCCAGGCGCUCCACGAGGCGGUAGCCGAGAGGGUCACCGGCGUGGGUGCGGACAACAGACUGGUGGACGGGCGGCCUGCCCCUGUGGUUACUCAGGGCUGCGUCCACACCGAGUACGUAGAUAACUUCGUGGCGCUCGGGACGGACAGAGAAGAGGGCCGCCGGCUGGCCACUGAGGUCGGCGCCGUUCUUGAGGCUGACGGGCCUGGCGUGCAUCCAGUCACUUGCAGUCGAGGCGGAGAUGCGCUUGGCUGGCACUUUGACGAGCUGCGGCCUGCAGUGGGGAUAGCUCCACGAACGGCCUGGCGGCUCAUUCUCGGCCUGCGCGAGAUCCUGCGCAGAGAGCUCAAUAUGACGUGGGGCCCCAAGGUGACGGUUUUCGACGCGAGCGAGUGGGGCUACGGGAUGAUGAGGGAGUCUGGGGACAAGAGCAAGGAUAACUUCGAGGGGUGCCUGCGGUGCCCAGGUCUGUCUGGGGAGGCUGCUGGAGGCGUGAUCUUGGAGGCUCGGGCUGGUGUUUGGGCGCUGCGUCACAUUCUGCGGGGCAGCAAAGCCGUGGGCUGUCGACAUCUCGUGCUCAGUGACGCUACGGGCCGUUGUGCUCGGGAUUACCAAAGGUCGGAGCUCGAGCAGUGGGCCGCCCUGUGCUUGGCCAGCUUCGCCGCGGUUCACGCGCGCUGGAUCUCCUCCGAGAGGAACGCGGCGGACGGAGCCUCGCGCGGCUCAGAGGAGCGUAGCGCCGCUGCCUGUCGGGAUGCUCAGCCGCGGCCCGAGCGCGCGGCGGCUUGGAGGCCUGGCGGCUGUCCCGACGGCGGCGGCUUCGAGCUCGUGGACCCCAUCACUGGCGGCUUCAUCCUAGGCGGUGGAGGCGACCCAUUUGUCCUCGGGCCGCCGCCUCGGCUCGAGCUUCCCAACGCGCAGCAGCGGGCGAGGCAGCGGCGGCGCCGGGCCAGCGCCAGCUCGCAGGCGAGCGCGAGCGCGGCAGCACACCAUCGCGCAGGCGCCAGCCGCGGGGUUGCCGCCGCCGGGCGGCGGCAGGCGCUGCUGGGGCAGGAGCUGACGCAGCUGGAGCGCGGCGUGCCGCUCGGGUCUCGCCCGCUGACCGUGCUGGAGGAAGAGGCGAAGGACUACCGCAAUCGGUUCAGCUGCUUCGUGCGUUGGGCCUCCAAGAAGGGGAUGAGCCUGAAGACUCCGGCGGACGCCGACGGCGCGCUGGUGGCGUGGCUGAACGAGCAGUUCUUCGAGGGCGAGCCGCUGGCGACGGGAACCAAGAUGCUGGCGGCGCUGUGCCAUCUGCUCCCGGGGCUGGCGGCCGCAGGAGCGACGUCCACGGCCUUCGUGCUGCUGCUGCUGCGGCCGGCGGAGACGCUGAGGCUGGCAGGCGGCUGCUUAGUGGCGCCAGACGAGCGCAUGGUGUUCGACAACCCCGAGUUCGAGCUGGUGGAGGCCGUGAGGUCCGCCACAAGGCUAUUGUUCCCCAGCCUCGUCGCCCCCACGCUGUACCAGCUGAGGCACGGCGGGGCUUUGCACGAGGCGCUGACCGAGUUCCGGAGCACCGAGGGCCUCAUGCGCCGAGGCAGGUGGCACAGCCUGCGAUCGGUCAAGUGGUACGAGAAAGGCGGGCGCGUGAACCAGGUGCUGAGGUCGCUGACGCCCAAGGAGCUGAACGCCGCGCUGGAGGCCGAGCGCACGCUUGUAGCGGGCAGAGAGGGCUUCGCGCUGGAGAUCUUCUCCGGGGGCGGGAGGUUCAGCCACUGCUGGAGGCAGCGGCCGCCGCGGGGCUUGCCGAUCUUCGAGAUUGACGUCAGCCACCACUGCUCCCGCGACCUCAGCAGCCGCUCCGCCCAACGGCGCAUCCUGGGCUGGAUCCGCUCGGGCUGUUGCCGCGCGGCAUGGCUCGGGGCGCCGUGCGCGACCUUCUCCCGGGACUUUCAGAGGCCGACCAAGUAA
Prorocentrum cordatum is the source of this 3171-nucleotide messenger RNA. Lineage: Eukaryota; Dinophyceae; Prorocentrales; Prorocentraceae. The record is from the annotation of a GenBank genome assembly.